This is a messenger RNA of Monopterus albus (swamp eel), 2222 nucleotides long. RefSeq names its product arkadia (RNF111) C-terminal like ring finger ubiquitin ligase 2Cb (gene ark2cb). Gene Ontology annotation, cellular component: nucleus. Bases 254 to 1372 code for a protein of 372 amino acids. Lineage: Eukaryota; Metazoa; Chordata; Actinopteri; Synbranchiformes; Synbranchidae. Gene Ontology annotation, molecular function: ubiquitin protein ligase activity; zinc ion binding. The transcript is spliced from 8 exons. The record is from RefSeq and is a predicted model, not a curated record.
AACAAUUGUGUGGAUGCUUUACAGCAUCCACACAAUUAAAGACACUUUGGUAUGUGGCGCUGCAACAUCGCCCUCUUUUGCUCUGGACAGCAAAUGACACGUUUGCUUUAAUCACCGACAGCCGAUGAGCGAGUCAGGCAGUCGCUCUGCCAGCCAGCAACAACCAGCCGCCUGAAUGUAGAUCCGCAUGGGCUACUACUACUACUCUAUCUCCCCAAAUAACCCAGCGGAAUCAUAAGAUAAGGAUCCCAGGAUGGUGUUAGUGCAUGUCGGAUAUCUGGUUCUUCCUGUAUUCGGCUCAAUAAGAAACAGAGGAUCCCAUUUCAACCGGCAACAGCAACAGCAGCAGCACAGCCAUGCUACCUCUUGCCGGCACUUCCAGCUAGGUCCUCAGGCCCCGUUGCCCAUGGACUUCCCCAUGCCCCACCCAGGGCAGCCACAGUCAGGCAUUAACCCACACCUGGCCCCUCCUAGCCACCAGCACGGCCCUCCGCUCCACCCCACCCUCACCCCCCCCCGCCACUUCCCCCGGCCGGCCCCUCCGCCCCCCCCGCCCCUCAACCCCCUGCCCACCCCACAGUUCCAGGACAUCCCUGGCCCCCCAUUCAUACCUCAGGCAUUACACCAGCAAUACCUCCUCCAGCAGCAGAUCCUUGAGGCCCAGCACCGACACAUCCUGCCACCCUCCAGACGCACCCCUGAGAGAGUUCCUCACCAGCCCCACAGGCUGCGGCCUGGCUAUGAGUUUGCUCCCCCUCUUCAUGUGCCCCCUCAACCUGUGGUGCAGCAGCCCCGCUACCUGGCUGAGGGCACAGACUGGGAUCUAAGUGUAGAUGCUGGACUGCCUCCCCACCAGUAUCACAUCCAUCCGCUGCCGCAGCACUAUCAACACUACUUGACCUCUCCUAGGAUGCACCACUUCCCUAGAAACAAUGCCUCAACACAAGUGGUUGUCCAUGAGAUCAGAAACUACCCAUAUCCCCAGCUACACUUGCUGGCUCUGCAGAGUCUCAACCACUCCCGUCACGCGUCUGCUGUUAGAGAGAGCUACGAGGAGCUUCUGCAGCUAGAGGACAGACUUGGCAGUGUAAACCGUGGAGCGGUCCAAACCACCAUAGAGAGAUUCACUUUCCCCCAUAAGUACAAAAAGAGAAUACCCCAGGACCUGAAGAUGUGUCUGGAUGAUGAGGAGCUGGACACCGAUGAGAAGUGCACCAUCUGUCUGUCAAUGCUGGAGGAUGGAGAGGAUGUCAGGAGAUUACCCUGCAUGCACCUCUUCCACCAGGCCUGUGUGGAUCAGUGGCUGGCCACCAGCAGGAAGUGCCCCAUCUGCAGAGUGGACAUUGAGACCCAGCUGAACCCUGACAGUUGAUAGCUCCUGUCCACUCCUGCAGCUUUGGGUCUUGUCUUGUUAAUUCUCCAUUGCCUUCCCUCUGGUGGGGAGAGAGCUCUGCCAAACACCCCUCUUCCCCUCAGCAUCACUCAACGAGCCUGCUUUCUGAGACAGGUGUGACAGAGGGAUCAACAAAGCACACUCACCUACAACACAGUGAGGGAUUGGGGUUGAUGCACAGAUAGGUGGCUGGACUGAUGCUUAGUUGAAUGGACUUUACUGAAUGUAAAAGGUAGGAAGCAGACACAUAUGAACAGAUGUGCUGAGGUCUCACACGAUUCUGUCAGACUGUGCACAUUUCUCCAUAUAGCCACCGAGAGAGAGUGAACGCUCUGGAUACCAACCUCCCCAGCUCAGUGUGGUGCGUUUCUCUGCCACUAUAUCUAAACCCCUUAUGCCAGACCUGUGAAAAAUCCAUUAUUAAGCUGCACUCUGCCCAAGCCCUCAGCACAUCUGUACAGAGCAUUAUCAAAUGAUUAGCAUGAGGUUGUUUGGUGUGAACUCUUGUAGCUGAACGCUUGUGGUGUAAUGGAGUAUAGUACUGAAUAAGUAUUUACAGAGUAUCAGUGUUGUGUAGCAAGCAAAAGCCUUUUGAGAAAUGUGUUUGUGGAAAAUUAACAUAUAAAGAGGGUGAAUGCAGCUCUAACAGUGAGAAUAUUCAGUGUGUUAAAUCAUAGGCAAUGAGAGAAAGCACUAGUUGUGUAAAAAAAAAAAAAGCCAAAAACCCCUCUUUCUUGUCUAACAUGGUUUUGGAUUUACAGUUAGUAGAUGCCACCAGAGUUGAUGCUAAAGCCGCAAACUGCAGGCAUGGCUUCCAGUGAUCUGUGUA